Molecule: messenger RNA, 1912 nt
Organism: Perognathus longimembris pacificus (Pacific pocket mouse)
Lineage: Eukaryota; Metazoa; Chordata; Mammalia; Rodentia; Heteromyidae
Gene: Atl3
Product: atlastin GTPase 3
Exons: 13
Coding region: 120-1745 (541 amino acids)
Biological process (GO): endoplasmic reticulum organization; protein homooligomerization
Molecular function (GO): GTPase activity; GTP binding
Source: RefSeq, a predicted model, not a curated record
CCUUCUCCCUAAGUUUCUUCCACAGCCCAGGCCCCGCCCGUGUCCCGCCUCCAGGGCCUGGCUCCCGCCCGCCUCAGCCCGCCCCUCUCUGCGCCCCUUUUGCUGAAGGCCGAGGCUCCAUGUUGUCCCCUCAGCGACCUGUAGUGGCGGCCUCGAGAGGAGCAGGUGAUGCCAUGGAGAAUGGAAAGCCUGGUCCCGUGCAAGUUGUUUUGGUUCACAAAGACCAACAUUACUUUGAGCUAGAAGAGAAAGCUUUGGCUAGCAUCCUUCUACAGGAACACAUUCGAGAUCUUGAUGUGGUGGUGGUGUCCGUGGCUGGUGCCUUCCGAAAGGGCAAAUCCUUUAUUCUGGACUUUAUGCUGCGAUAUUUGUAUUCUCAGAAGGAAGGUGGCCAUUCAAAUUGGUUGGGUGACCCAGAAGAACCAUUAACAGGAUUUUCCUGGCGAGGAGGCUCUGAGCCAGAAACCACUGGAAUUCAGAUAUGGAGUGAAGUUUUCACCAUGGAGAAGCCAGGUGGGAAGAAGGUUGCAGUUAUUUUGAUGGAUACCCAAGGGGCAUUUGAUAGCCAGUCAACUGUAAAAGACUGUGCUACCAUCUUUGCUCUAAGUACCAUGACUAGUUCUGUUCAGAUUUAUAAUUUGUCCCAUAACAUUCAGGAAGAUGAUCUUCAACAACUGCAGCUCUUUACAGAAUAUGGUCGUCUGGCAAUGAAUGAAAUUUUCCAAAAACCCUUCCAGACACUGAUGUUUCUCAUUCGAGACUGGAGUUUCCCUUAUGAAUAUAGCUACGGACUACAAGGAGGAAUGGCAUUUUUGGAGAAACGUUUACAGGUGAAGGAACAGCAACACGAAGAAAUUCAGAAUGUUCGAAAGCAUAUCCACUCAUGUUUCUCCGAGGUCACUUGUUUUCUCUUACCACAUCCAGGACUCCAGGUGGCCACAAGCCCUGAGUUUAAUGGGAAAUUGAAAGAUAUUGCUGGUGAAUUCAAAGAGCAGUUACAGGUAUUUAUACCAUACGUAUUAAACCCAUCUAAGUUAACGGAAAAGGAGAUCAGUGGCUCAAAAGUCACCUGCCGGGGACUGCUGGAGUAUUUUAAGGCAUAUAUUAAAAUUUACCAAGGAGAAGAUCUGCCUCACCCUAAAUCCAUGCUUCAGGCUACGGCUGAAGCUAACAAUUUAGCAGCUGCAGCCUCUGCAAAGGACAUUUAUUAUAACAAGAUGGAAGAGGUUUGUGGGGGAGAAAAACCUUAUUUGUCUCCAGACAUUUUAGAUCAGAAGCACUGUGAAUUGAGGCAACUUGCUUUGGACCAAUUCAAGAAGACCAAAAAGAUGGGCGGGAAGGAUUUCAGCUUUCGUUAUCAGCAGGAGCUGGAGGAGGAAAUCAAGGAGCUCUAUGAGAACUUCUGCAAGCACAACAGUAGCAAGAACGUCUUCAGUACCUUCCGAACCCCAGCAGUGCUGUUCACUGGCAUUGUGGCUUUGUAUAUAGCCUCAGGCCUCACUGGUUUCAUUGGUCUGGAGAUUGUGGCCCAGCUGUUCAACUUUAUGGUUGGACUGCUGUUAAUUGCCCUCCUCACCUGGGGGUACAUCCGAUAUUCGGGUCAAUAUCGUGAGCUGGGCGGAGCUAUUGACUCUGGUGCAGAGUAUGUGUUAGAGCAGGCUUCUGUUCAUAUUGGUAAUUCUACCCAGGCUGCUGUGAGGGAUGCAGUUGUUGGGCGACCACCUGUGGAUAAAAAAUCGCAAUAGCAUCUUAACUAGAAGAUUCAAGAGCCCAGCUGGCCCCUGGAUCUUUGGUUUCUGCCACUGCCACCAUGCGUCCAGAUCCAGAGGAAUGGCCGCUCUGGGGCUGUCUGGGAGGAGCUGAAACAGGGCGCUGUAAUAAAUGACGUGACCUCUCCUGUGUUUUCAAAUUC